GACCUGUGGAAACCAGAUAUUGCUUUAUUAAACAGUUUUACCUCGCUCAGCUCCAUGGGAAGCAAAUUCAUGUUUAUCGUGGUAGAAAAUACGGGACUCUGCACGUGGAAGCCUUACCAGAUUCUUGAAAGCACGUGUCAGGCCGACAUGACAAAUUAUCCAUAUGAUACUCAAAAUUGCGAUCUCAUGUUUAGUACAUGGUCCUCCACAACAGCCCAGGUGCAAACUAUUAUUGGCACCUCCGGCAUGCAAAGACAUGAAAAUUUCGUAGAGAACUCAGAAUGGAAACUGGAGGGAAUUUCUCAAAGAAAUGAAACGAUAAACGGUCAACUUACAGCCGUGUUUACACUGACUCUUAAACGGAACCAUGCCUUUGUUGUGUUCUAUGUAACAGUUCCUGUUAUAUUGCUCUCGUUAUUAAAUGCACUUACAUUCGCUUUACCAGUAUCAGCUGGAGAAAAGUCUGGAUUUGCGAUAACGGUGUUCCUGUCAUUUGUGAUUUACGUGAUAGUUACUUUUCAAAAAAUGCCGGACAGUUCAGAUACAAUUUCGCUGUUUGCAGUCUACCUCCUGAUUAUGACGGGCCUUAGUAACCUAACUGUUAUUAUUUCUGUGUUGGAAAUUAGGAUGAUUGAGCUGAAGACUAAUAAUAAACCAUUGCCACAAUGUACUAUCUCAUUUACAAAAUGGAUUCUUAAUUCACAACAUAAUAUGUUGUGCAUAAAGGAUGGGACGGACACAUCUCAAAAUAAAGCAAAUAAAGUUAAACCGGAAAAUGAUGAUGAUAGUGAUGUUGAAGAAGAUACUGCUUGGCCCGAAUUCGUUUCGGCAUUAGACUUUACUUGUUUUUGGGUGUUUUUUCUUGUGACAGUUUUGCUUGCCGUGUGUUACAUGUCAUAUAUAGCAACACAGUGAAAAUAGAGAGAGUGUUCAAAUAGAUGAACACCAGAUUCUCCGAUUAUAUAUGUUACGCUACUACCUUUGUUGUUACAUUUCUUUGGGAGUAGUCAACUUAUCAAGUUAGGGCCUUGAUCAUUCCCUUGGGGCUAAGGACGUACUCUUUUGCAAAAAAAAAAAUGUACAAUGCUUAGCGUAAUAUGCUGGAUAUACAUAAUAUGAAUGCUGUUUUAUUGUAGUGAAAUUUAUUAUUUUAGUGUUUGCUGAGAUCUACAAUAAAAACACUUUACUUUAAAAUGUUAAAGUGCUAUAGUUGAUAGUUUUGUUAAGCGGAAAGUGUUCAUGUUUUAGUAUAAUAAUGUUUAACACGCACCGAGACAAUAAAAAAUUGCAUAUAUGUUUACAUCAAAUGUGGAAAGCAGGAAUCAAUGAGAUAUUUUCAAAUAAAUUGAAUACCGGUGCAUAAAGAUUAAAAGAAGAUAACAGAAUCAUUUUCUUUUCAGUUAAAUUGAAUAGAACUUUUGUACAUUAACUGUUGCACAUACUUUUAAUUUAUAAAUGAAUCGGUCAUAGUAUCACCCGAACUGUCAUUGAUUAACCUUUUAUCAUUGAUUGUGAAGUUUUAAACUUCCUCCCAGCUUUUCGUCUAAAUGUUACCAUACAUUUACAUAAUUAAUUCGUUUUUUGUCCAUAGUUUUUGUAAAAAGUGUUAAUUAAUACAAUAAGUUUAAGUUCAUACUCUAACUCAAACAUUUCAUUCCCAUUAAAUACCGGUUAAACAAGCAAGCUAUGUAUACAAUAUUCAAAGAUUCUAAAUUUAAUUCAUGACUAUUAUUUUUGCAUAAGCUCGUCUUUUAUUAUAAUAUAAA
Ruditapes philippinarum (Manila clam) is the source of this 1766-nucleotide messenger RNA. Its product is annotated as neuronal acetylcholine receptor subunit beta-3-like. Lineage: Eukaryota; Metazoa; Mollusca; Bivalvia; Venerida; Veneridae. The record is from RefSeq and is a predicted model, not a curated record. Gene Ontology annotation, cellular component: membrane; synapse; neuron projection. The transcript has 2 exons. Gene Ontology annotation, biological process: regulation of membrane potential; chemical synaptic transmission; signal transduction. Gene Ontology annotation, molecular function: transmembrane signaling receptor activity; extracellular ligand-gated monoatomic ion channel activity; neurotransmitter receptor activity. The coding region runs from base 55 to 915 and encodes 286 amino acids.